Molecule: messenger RNA, 1677 nt
Organism: Adineta steineri
Lineage: Eukaryota; Metazoa; Rotifera; Eurotatoria; Adinetida; Adinetidae
Source: the annotation of a GenBank genome assembly
AUGACCGAUCAAUAUCUUGCAUCAUUAAUUGAUUCAACAAGAAGUAUAUCUUUUGAUUCUGGUACACUUCUGACAAGUUCGGCUAUAAAUGCAUUACAUUUUCCUGGUCUUUCAACAUCGGGAAUAUCUGAUUCAGGUGGUAAUCGUCGAGCAAGUCUUCUUCUCGAUGGUAUUGGCAUGUGUGAAUCAAUGACUGAAAGUUUCUGUUCAACAGGUGGUCAAGAUGAUACAAUGAUAAUUAAUACUUCAAACAUUCUUCAAUCAGAUUCAUCUAUGAUAAAUAAUUUGAAACUUGAACGAAAAGAUUCAACUGCACAAAGAAAACGACGUUCACGUAAAUCACAAUUCGAUGCAUCAGUAGAUGGUACACCACUUGAUAAAAUCGAAACUGUUGCUUUAAUUGAUGAACAAAAUGAACCCGAUGAUGUUUGGUUAUUUGAAGUACCAAAAGAUGGACAAAAUAAUGGUCAAACAACUGAUAAUAUAUUUUCUUGGGUACAUAAAGAAUUUAAAACAAAUGAUAUUAAUGCCAGUAAACAUCGUCUUCUUUGUAAACUUGAUGAUAUGUCGCAUGCACGAACAAUAAGAAGUGUAUCAUGUCAUAAUUUUGCUGAUAGUCAAAGAUUGGAUGCUGUAAAAAAAAGUUCAACUGAACAACAAGUUACUUCAGAACCCGUUAAAACUGGUCGAUUAAGUUCACCAAUACGUAUAUUAAAUAUGAAUCCACGACCAACAUUAUCUGUUAAUUUAUCACCACUCCAACCUGUUAUAACAAUUGCAAAUGCAAGUGAAAAUAAUCAUACUGUAAAAUCAAGAGAAGUUUCAAGAGAACGAGAAAAAGAACCACCAAUGGAUUAUACAGAUCUUGAAGUUAUGGCUAAAUUACAACUGGAAAAUUUACGUCAGGCAGAACAACAAGGUCCAUUAUCUAAACGUUUUGGCGGUUCUAAUGUUUCUCUUGCAUCAACAGGCAGUGGUACAAGUGUAUCUAUCUCAAAUCGAACAGGAACUAAACCACCGGUUGCACCAAAACCUACAAUAACAAAAAAUGGUGUUAAAUUAAGUCAAUAUUCUCGAUCGAAUACACAAACAAUUACAACGAAUAAAUCUAAUGAAUAUGAUGUCCCAGUUAUUACUGAACCCAAAUUAUUAUCAGCACGUGCUAGUGUUUUACCACCAAAUUCAGCUAAUAAUAAUCGUACACGUCCACCAAUAGCUCGACCAAUUCAAGCAUAUCGUGGUUCACAAACAUCUUAUAUAAAUAAUGUUAAAGUUCAAAACGCAUCAACAUCUGUUCAAAGAAAUGGUAGAAAACCAAUUACUGAUUUUAGUUCAACAUAUACAACAAAAGCAUUUCCACCAAAUGAAAAUGGUUUACUUAAUGAUGUAAGUAAUAAACCAUUAACAGCACCACUACGAUCUCAAUUGGGACCACAACGACGUACAAUAAUACCACAAUCAUCGUCUACAUAUUCAUCUGUUGAACAGAUUCUACCAUCAUCAUCAGUUAAUUUACCAACAAAUAGACAAGCAACUGUUACACGUAGUUCAUCAUCAUUAAGUCAAGGAAGAAAAAGUGGAAUACCAACAGUUGGAAAACCACUAAAACCUUCGACUGCAACUGUACAGCGUCAUCAUUCACUUUCUUCACGACGUACAACGAUGAAUGGAUUUUAA